This is a messenger RNA of Aspergillus heteromorphus CBS 117.55, 1667 nucleotides long. RefSeq names its product MDR family NADP-dependent oxidoreductase. The transcript has 7 exons. NCBI's taxonomy places the organism in Eukaryota, Fungi, Ascomycota, Eurotiomycetes, Eurotiales, Aspergillaceae. The record is from RefSeq and is a predicted model, not a curated record. Bases 1 to 1221 code for a protein of 406 amino acids. Gene Ontology annotation, molecular function: oxidoreductase activity, acting on the CH-CH group of donors, NAD or NADP as acceptor.
AUGACGGAUGUGGACAGUGGAAGCGUGGAGCGGCUGAAUCAGGUAGUAACUACUACUGCUAUUACUCCUACUCCUACUGAUAUCACCACGGUGGCUAUAACCACAACCACAACCACCAAGAUGACCACCUCCACCCCCAUCCCCCAAUCCACCCGCCAAUGGAUCCUCAACUCCAAGCCAGCCAGCACGCCCAUUCUGACCUCCGGUCCCUCGCCGGACUCACCCCCACCAACCUUCAAACCUACCACCACCCCCCUCCCUGCCUUAACGGCCACCCAAACCCUCCUCAAAACCCUCUACAUAUCCAACGACCCCGCCCAGCGGGGCCAGAUGUCCGCCCUGAUCGACCCUGCCCGUCUCUACGUGCCGCCGAUGGACCUGCACGCGCCCGUGCGCACCUACACCAUCUCCCAGGUGCUCUCAUCUGGGGACCCCGCCGCCCUGGCGCCCGGAACCAUCGUCCUGGCCGGGGGAAGUUGGAGCGAGUAUAGCAUCGCCGAGAUCGCGGAUUGCGAGGUGUUGGAUACGGAGGCCUUGCCCGGCGUCGGACUGACCCAUUUUAUGGGCAGUUUUGGGUAUCCCGGGUUGACGGCGUUGUAUGGGUUGAGGGAGGUGGCCAAGUUGAAGCAGGGAGAGAGUUUGGUGGUUAGUGGGGCGGCGGGGGCGGUUGGGGGGAUGGUGGUGCAGAUUGCGAAGAAGGUGUUGGGGGCUGGGAGGGUCAUUGGGAUUGCCGGGACGGAGGACAAAUGUCGCUGGGUGGAGAAGCUCGGGGCGGAUGUGUGUUUGAAUUAUAAGAAGGAGGGAUUCCAGGACGAGCUGUGGAAGGAGACGGAGGGGUUCGUGGAUGUCUAUUUUGUGGCAGACAACGUGGGCGGCGAGAUCCUCGAUCUGAUGCUCCUGCGGGUCAAGAGGUAUGGUCGCAUAGCUGCUUGCGGCACGAUUGCCAACUACAACAAAGAUGAUGAUCCCGUGGCAUUGAAGAACUUUUAUCAAGUCAUCAUCAACCGGAUAAAUGUCCUGGGCUUCAUCAUCUUCGACUAUAAUGACCACAUCAAGGAGGCCCGUGAAGAGCUGAUCCAGGCAUACAAAGACGGCAAGCUGAUCGUGGAUGAUGCCACGGAGACCGUGGUCGAGGCGACCUUUGAGGAAAUUCCCCACGUCUGGAUGAAGCUAUUCGAUGGGUCGAACACCGGUAAAUUGACGACGAAGUUGGUCGGUUGAAUCUGGUAGCGUGGGAUGUGACAUGGUUUCAACCGCAAUUGACAAACAUAGAAAGGAAUGAUGCAGAGACUUUUGUAAGCAAAGGAAAAGAAAGACUGGAUAUAUUCUUUGUUCAUGUAUGCAGCAGGGUCGUAGUGAAGGUAGGCGCCGUAUGCGAAUGUGCAUUAUGACAAAGACACCGUUCGAUUCAAGAUUGUCGCGAAUCGGGGUUGAGGGUAUCAGUUGAAAUGCUUUCCCCAAGUCUGAACCCCUAGAGUAUUCCCUAGACCAAGAUGAACUCUUCCAACGGCUGCUGUCCCAGCCAGGUGCAGAAAGGACUCCGCUCCUCUCCCUCCUCCGUGACCAGCCCAUCAAGGUAAACCUUGCAGACCAAUUUAUACUGUGCUCGGUUGUCCUCGCUCUCAUCCGGGACCCGUCGCAGUACAAGUGGCCAUAUCACGUCCCCA